AUGAAGAAAAAAAACAAAAUCAUUAAAUUAUUUGAUAUGAUUCACAAAUAAAGCAAUAAAUGUAUUUAAGAGGGACAUGAAUCUCAAGAAAUUUUAGGUUUUUGUAUUAAUGCAAAUUGCAAGCCUUCUCCAAUUUGUUUUAAGUGCAUAAAAAUUUACCAUCAUGAUCAUUUAGAGAAAUGUAUAGAAUAGAGUGAAAUUCUUAAGUUUGUUAAUGAUAUCAUUGAAUAACUUAAAUAAAGUAAAGUUUAAAUUGAAAAAACUAUGGGAGAAUUUUUUUUACUCUUUCAGAGUGUUAUUGAAAAUAUGAAAAAAGUAAAUAUUAAGAAUACAAUAUAAUAAAAAUAUCUAAAAUUGAAAAAUAUUAUUAAAGGAGAAAGAAAGAUGGAUGAAAUGUUAAAAUCUAUGGAGGAUAUUGUUAAAAAUCUAGAGAAAAACAAUUAUUCUUUCAUAUAUGAAAAUGCAGAGUUAAUAAAAUAAUCUGUGAAUCUUUAAAACAAAAUUACAAACCAAAUGAAAUAAAUAUAUAAUAUAGUAAAAAGGAUGGUUGCUAUCUAAGAAAAUAAAAUAUAAUGCCAAGAAGAUAGAUCAUAAUUUUUAAAUGGUAUUGAUAUUUAUAUAAGUUGGUAAAGUUUUAGUAGAAAAUAUUACAGAAGUUUUAAUUAAUGAAAUUUAUCCUGGCACUUAUAAAGAAUUAUUUCAGAAAGGUGAUAAAAAUAUGCUUAUUUUAAUAGGAAAAGCAUUAGUUUAAGUGAAGAAAUAUAAAGAAGCAAUUUAACUUUUCGAUAAAACAAUUUAAAUUAAUCCUUAAUUUUAUAAAGCUUAUUAUCAAAAAGGUAAUAAACCUUUUAUAUUCAAUAGGCUUCGCGUUACAGAAAAUAAAUAGAUAUGAAGAAGCGAUUAAAUCUUUCAACUAAACAAUAUAAAUUAAUCCUUAUUUUUAUAAAGCUUAUAAUAAAAAAGGUAACAAAACAUUUAUAUUCAAUUUAAUAGGCAUAGCAUUAAGCAAGAUGGAGAGAUAUGAAGAAGGGAUUUCAUGCUUAAAUCAAUCAAUUGAAAUUUAUCCCACAUAUUUUAAAACCUAUAAUAGUAAAGGUAAUAAAAUUUUAAUUUUGACCUUUAAUAGGUUAUGUGCUAAGUUAAAAGAAAAAAUUUGAAGAGGCUAUUUUAUGUUAUGAUUAAUCAAUUAGGUUUAACUCCCAGAAUGAUAAUGCAAAAAAUGGCAAAAGUAAUUAGAUUCAUCUUUAUUAGGCUAUGCGUUAAGCGAAAUGUAAAGAAUUUAACAAGAAAACCCUUCGCCGGAAUAUUCAUUAAUAUAAUUUAUUGAUGAAAGUUAAUAAUUUUAGGAUAAAUAAUAAUUAGAAUUAGAAUAUUAAAAAGUUUAAAUGCCUUUAGGUAAAAAGCAUUUUCUGAUAUAUCCACCAGAAAAAAGAAAUAUGAUUUAAUGUACAAUAAGGAGGAACAGAAGAUUUUAUCCAAUAUAUGAAAUGCAUCUUAUGAAUGAAGAGUUUUUAAUGUAUGCACAAAAGAGACUAUUUAAUACAUCAAGCAGCUAUAUAAUUUAUGAAUCAGAAAAUGAUAUGAAAUAAAGUCAAAAAUUUUUAGGUAAAGUAAGAAGCAAUUUUGAUGGAACUUAAUUUAUCUUAUAUGAUUCAGGUUUAAAUCCAUAGAAGACAAACGAUCGAGAGAAAUUUAGACGUCAAUUAGGAAUUGUUCAGUAUAAAAGUAACUUAUUAAGAGGGCAUCUCAAGAUGGUGGUAAUAUAUUUUUGAGUAAAUAAAAGGUUCUAUUGCCAAAUUUGAAUGAUAGAGAUUAAUUUUAUGAAUUCAAACCUACCAAUUAAUAGGAUGGAAUAUUAAAGGAAUAUUAAAAUAAAAAUAGUAAUUAAAUUAUGACCUGUGUAAAUAAUCUCCCUAAAUGGAAUGAUCAACGAAAAUAGAAUGAAUUAUCUUUUCGUAAACGGGUAACACAAGCUAGUGUUAAAAACUUUCAGCUGAUUGAAGACAAGAAAGAGAAUAAUAUAUUAUUGUAAUUUGGUAAAGUUGGAAAAGAUCAAUUUAAUCUAGAUUUCUAAUAUCCAAUUACACCGCUUUUAGCAUUUCAAAUUGUGUUAACUGUAUUUGAUUACAAAUUACUAGUUGCAUGA
Messenger RNA from Paramecium sonneborni, 2146 nucleotides. NCBI's taxonomy places the organism in Eukaryota, Ciliophora, Oligohymenophorea, Peniculida, Parameciidae. The record is from the annotation of a GenBank genome assembly.